AAAAUCUGUAAAUAGCUUGUCGAAACUUGCGCAGUAUUUUUUUAUGCAUUUAAUAUCUUUAUUAUUAUUAUUAUUAUUAUUAUUAUUGCGGCGCAUAUAUUCUAAUUUUCUUCUCGGCGCCAUCCUACGCCGGGAACUUCGUAUCGCUAUCACGUGACAAAUUCAAAUUCUCGGAUUCUCGGAUUUUCCUAAAAUCACCGAUAUCACCCGCGGUCGCCAUUGAUCUUACCAUCGCCAAUCCAGUUUACUUCAACACCAACUACCUUGCCAGCUCAACCUCGCUAUCGAUGCCCGCGUCCGCGUCCGUGCCUGUAGCACCUGUAGCGCCCGUAGCGCAGAGCUUGUACAUCCCAUCCUUGAAGGGAGAUGAAGCGCAGGCCUCCAUAAUCAGGCAAGGCAAGAUGUGUCCCAAUUGCGGCAAGGGUUUGGCCUGUCAGUCCUCCCUGAAGCGUCAUCUCGAGACUGUCUGCGGCAAAGUUCGCAAUGUCAACGGCAAGUGGAUAUGCGUUUGCGGAAGGAGAUACGAAACCAUAGGAAGUCUAACGCGUCAUAAGAGAUUCGAAUGCCGUGUGGAACCUCAGUUUCACUGCAUCUUUUGCGGAAGAAAGUUCACCCAACAAUGCAGCCUAAGUAGGCAUCUGAAGAAUAAACACUCCGAGGGAAAUAUCAGCGAAUCUGUCCAGUUGAAAUCGAAUAGCUCAUCGAAGCAGAUCAACAACAAAGUUUCGGACUAAAUCGUAAUCCAGAUCAUUCGAGAAGAUAAUGUGGUGCGAGCGCCGGAAGUGAUGCCACUACUGUUUAUUCUUGUCAAGAGAUCUACAGGUCAAUUGGGAGAACGUGAGAUAACGAAUUAUAGAAUACAGUAAAUAAUCAGAGACAAAGUGAUGAUGAGUGUUAUAAAACUGUCGCUUUUAUAAAAAACAUUUUUUCUUUAAACUAUUCUCGAGAGGAAUGAAAGUGAAAGAUCAAUCACCGAUCAAAAAAUAUAUUAGGUGAAAAGAUCGUGAGAAAGUGCUACUUCACAAUAAAUAAUAGUUCCUUGAGAAUAAAAAAACAAGAUGAGCUUUACAAUCGAUUAGGAAUUAAAUUUUUUCGCUGUUUGAGAAGAAAGUGAUAUGUCGGACGAUUUUAGGAUAUGACAAGGUUCCUCGUGAAAAAAAUUAGUUACAAUAAACGUCGUUAUUAAUAAGAUUUUUGGAAAUUAUCGCGUGUUCAGAUGAUCUCGCGAGCGUAUUAGUUUUUAAGAAAAGUCGAUAAGAUACGCUUUUAAAUUUCUAGGAAUAUCCUUUCUGUUGAGAACAAGAGUUCAGAUAAGGAAAAGGAAUUAUUUAAAAAAUGUUUUUAAUUAAAAAAUUAUUCUUAAUAUUAUGAAGAACAUACGUAUGCACUGCUGCUCAAUUUUAAUACAAAGUGCUUACGUUAUCUUUAUGCACACGUUAGCUUUUGUUUCUUAUAUUGAUAAUACAAUUCUCUGAAUAGAUAUCGAUAUAUUUCUGUUUAUCAUGGAUUAUUGUUAAUGAAUAAUCCAAUAAUAUGGAUUGUGUCAUGUACAUUUUCUUAUGUACAUUAUUUUACAGAUAUUUUAUCAUUAGAUACACAAGAUAAUAAAUUAUCUUAAUAUAUAUCAAAAAAUCAAAAAUAACAUAUAAAAUCAAAAUUAUAUUAUAUUAUAAUUUCCAUAUUAUGUUAUACUUUUUAAGCAUAGAAAUUUUAACUGUAUGUAUGUGUAUGUAAAUAUAUAUAAAAUUAUAUUUAAAUUAUAAUAAUGACAUGACUUUCCUUUACGUACACAUAAAUGACAUAUUUGGUUUAUUAUAAAUACACUUUUAAAGUAAUCAUUACUACAGUCAACGAAAUUUUUGAUUGUAAUAAUAUAUACAUGAUAAAUAAUUUAGUUGUCACAAUUGUUUAGAUUAUAUAAUUUAUUACAUAUAAUUGAGCGGAAAAUAACAAUUAAUUAAAAAUAAAAAAUGUGUUUUUAUUUUAUAAAUAAUAUUUUUAUUUUCUUAUUUUAUUUUCUAAAUUCUAUUUAAUGUGUUUUUUAACUUUUACUGUUUGAUCUAUUUUACAUUUUAAGCUAUAGUAAUGAUCUAUGAUUUAACAGAAAUAUAAAUGUUUAAUUAAUACUUAUUUUUAGAUAAAAUGUUAAAGAAAUUACUUAUAGAUAUUUGUUUAAAUUCUAAAUUGCCACAUACAUAUGACAAUUAUUAGUUACUAUAUUUUUGACAUUAUGAAUUUAUGAUUCACAUCACUAGUGAGUCACAUAAUUAUUUAUAUAAACAGUUUAAAUUUCGAUUUCUAAAAAUUUCGAUAGACUUGAAUAACUUGAUAUAGGCAACUUAAUAAUCAUGCGAGCGAUUAUUAUAAAUAAUGAAAUUCUUUAAAGAGCCGUGAAAUUAUAGAAAUCUGAACUCUUGGAUCCUUGGAUCAUGUUAAGUUACACAAAUUAUAUACGUUACGCUUACGUAAGGUAAUGUUUAAGACUGUUUGCAACCAUCUUUGAGUGUUACGCUGUAAUGGUAUUUUGGAAAGAACCAAUGGAAGAAGACAUUGUCGACACGUCAGAAAAAAAAAAACGAGGGAACAGUGUCGUGUUAUCUGGGAAUGAUUUUAUGUGCUCUUCUCUUGAAAAGUGUCUUAUAGUUUGUAACGUACACCUUAAUAGUAUAUUGCAGCAUAGCGCUUAAGUAUGCUUUGUUAUUGAUUUUUCAGAAUGUUGUUUGCACGAAAAUGUCACGUGUUUGUCGGUAUCUGUCAGUACGUAGUGUAGAUAUUUAACGUUAUGUUUUGUCAACUUUCCGUUUUUAUGCGUUUAACGCGGAAGUACGCUUUGAGUACCUUUGAGGUGCGAAGCGCGAAUCUCAAUCUGUAACAACGACGAAUUAAUAGCUUCUUCGUCGUACAUAUUUCUAUAGGUUUUGCGUGAAAGUAGGAUAUAAUUUUUCUCAUGUCUCUAAUUUGAGUAUCUCUGUACCUUUAACGUCAUGCUUUAAUCAUGCUCGAUGCAGUUUUUAUUAUUACUUAUUUUACUAUACUGGCACAACGGAAAGGAUUUUAGGCUAAGAUAUAAUACACAAUGGUGCACUUAUGACAGUUUUUCAGUGACAUACGAGCGUUGCGACUUGAGUUAAACUCGAUCGAAGAGUUUUCGCGCGGUGUCGAGUGACGAAAUUACCAAAAACAGGUAGGACCGCGCAUUUACCUCAUUUGAGAGACUGUUAAAUUUCGUACGUCUGCGAUGAAUCGGAAAUUUUUGACAUAUUGUGCAUUUCGGCUGUGAAGUUAAUUCGAAAAUUGUUGAUCUUUUUUAAUUUCUAUAUAAAGUGGAAUUUGAAGGAAUUUUAUGCGACGCGUCGCGAUAUUAAAAUAGGCGAUAAAAAUUAGGCGAAAGUAAGAACAGAUAAAUAGGGAAACAUUUGUGAGACAAUCUACCAUAUGAAUUUGAAUUUACGGAACGUUCGUUUGCAUUGAUCGAUACGUUUACACAUAUAUAUGUUACAAAUAUAUCUGUAUAUCUUGCAAUACAAAGGGAGUACAACUUAUGACGAAAUUUUGUUGUUCUGUAAAAUGUUACUUAUGCAUAAUAAAAUCAUACGGUUUACACAUG
Monomorium pharaonis (pharaoh ant) is the source of this 3607-nucleotide messenger RNA. RefSeq names its product MDS1 and EVI1 complex locus protein EVI1-A. The record is from RefSeq and is a predicted model, not a curated record. NCBI's taxonomy places the organism in Eukaryota, Metazoa, Arthropoda, Insecta, Hymenoptera, Formicidae. The transcript has 2 exons. Bases 288 to 734 code for a protein of 148 amino acids.